This is a messenger RNA of Psylliodes chrysocephalus, 1887 nucleotides long. NCBI's taxonomy places the organism in Eukaryota, Metazoa, Arthropoda, Insecta, Coleoptera, Chrysomelidae. The record is from the annotation of a GenBank genome assembly.
UCUCCGGAAUGCUGUGAGUUUUCCGCCCAUUGGCAACACUGGACGCGAAGUCUGACGUAUCGGACGCUGACGAAACGUUAGCGAAUAUCUUGGGAGGGGAGAGGGGAUCAAAACAAACAGUCACAGCGUCACAGCUCACAGCCACAGCCCCUCCAUGCCACAGCCUUUGCUUAUAACUCGCAGUGGGUCAUUCUGCCGGCGGGAAAAUAAACGCGAACGGUUUGAGGUUUGAAAUCCAUGUAUUUUCGCGUAUCGCUUUUGGAGAGAACUUACCAGUGGCGUGCGCAUCUAAAAUAGUUAUUCGUUGUGUUUUCGUUCGUAGUUAUACUAAGAUUAUAUUUUGUAUCAUUGUUUGCUCUUUAUUUCUUGCGUUGCGUUCUAUGAAAUUCUUAUGUCUAAAAAAACGUCAGGCCAAGUUUGUGCAGCUACAAACUGCUACAAUAAAAGGUACAAUUGCGAUAAGAGUUUUUUUAGCUUUCCUAAGCGACCUGAUAGGGCAAGGUUAUGGGCAAUGCAAUGCAAUAGAGAAGAAUUCUUAGAGAAUCUACAAAAUCUGCAUAAAAGUUACAGGCUAUGUGCAGACCAUUUUGAACAAAAAAUGUUCACAAAUCAUCUUUGUGAACGUUUAUGUGCAAAUGCAUUCCCAACCUUAUUUCCGCCGCUAGAAAGAAGAGCAACAGACAUUGCUGGUGAUCAUUCAUAUUCUAGACAACAAAACUAUCCUAGACCAUUACUAGUUCCUGAGAGAAUAGACCUAGCCCAAGCUGGCUUAGGUAAUCAAUGUAAUAUGAUCGAUAGUACGAGUAGAAUUCCAUCCACCCAAACAUCAGUCGGUUUGAGUUAUAAUUCAUCACAGAUAUAUGGGCUAAAUUUAAAUACAUUGACAGAAGAACGAGUGCAGGUAAAUCUAAACUAUGAUCCGAUGGCCUCUACUAGUUCUGAAAAUUACCAUUACAAUUUUACCGACGAAUUUAAAGUUAAAAAUGAGGUGAAAGAUGUUGAGGUAAAUCUAAACUAUGAUCCGAUGGUCUCUACUAGUUCUGAAAAUUGUCAUUCCAAUUUUACCGAGGAAUUCAAAGUUAAAAAUGAAGUGAAAGAUGAUGUUGAGGCAAGUUCCAGUUAUCAUAACUUUACUGAGGCAUAUCAAAUCAAAAAGGAAGAAAUUUGUGAGGUGAAUGUAAAAAUGGAACCCAUUGAAACAGAAGAAAAUUUUUGCAACAUUCCAGUUCUUGAAGAAUCUAAAAUCAAACGUGAAUUAGAUGCCGACGAGAUUAGCCCGCCUGUUAAUUUAAAACGUGUUAAACUGGAAAAUGGAAUUGAAAUAAAACAAGAAAAUCUACAAGAUCUUCACGAGAGUAAUGUUUUUGUUAAAAUUGAAAAUGAAGAGAUACAAAUUAAAGAAGAAAAUUUACAGUGAUAAAGAACAAGAAUCCAAGAAUAAUUGAGGUGGAUAAUUAGGCCCUGUUUAUUAGGACAUGUGAUGUGAUAUGCUAAAAUGGCAAAUAAACUGGGAUAAAAGAAAAACAAAAAUAUAUAAAUUUUUGUCGGAUAAAAAGAUUACACAUUCGCCUUAUUUGACACUUUUUGGCUUUUCUCUAAAGCUAAAGAUGACUGAAAAAGCUGUAAUUAAAAAUAUUCACAUUAUUGCAAGUAAAAGUAUUUAUCAGUUUUAGAGAUGAAUUUAAUUCACGAAAUAAAUGUAAUCCAUUUUUAAUUCCGUUAUAAAUCUUUUUAAACUUGUUUAUUCUGAUUUAUCUGAUCAAUUUUAUAUUUUGCUUAUGAAAUUACAUGCCAUUAUUAUUAUUUUUUUAAUGUCAACAUUAAUUUAUUUUUUAUAUGUAUAAUUUUUUAUCACAAUUGAUAUUUGUAAUUAUGAAAUACAAAGAG